AUGGAACAAGAAGUUUCAGCAAAUGUAAACCAAAUUUACAAACAUGAAGACAGGCGAAUUCUCUUGAUUGGCAUACCUGGGUCUGGAAAAAGUGCAUUUGGAAAUAACUUACUGGCAGCCAAAGAUGUAUUUGAAUCUAAAUGCUCACUAAGUGUGGUAACACGAAACGUUAAGUGUGGAAUAGGAAAAUGGAGAGAAAAGCAGCUCAUAAUAUAUGAUACCCCAGGAAUUCACCGAAAGACUCAAGGUUCUGAGGUCGACCCUAAGAAUAAAUUCGUUAAAAUAAUGGCAAAUUUGCUUUUGAGACUUAGCCCUGGAUUUCAUAUUUUAGCAUUUGUAAUAAGUCUUGAAAAAUUAUCAGAAGACACAUUAUUCCUACUUGAAAAAUUGAAAGAUUUAUUUAGAGAGGAAUUAACAAAGUACGUUCUUGUAGUAUUUACAAAAGCAGACAACUUGGAGAAAUAUCAAACUAUUCCGUCCCUUAUCGCUGAAACCGAUAAGAAAAUUAAAGAUUUCGUAGAAAAAUGUGAUUAUGUCGGAAUAAAUAAUAAAGCCACUGAUAAAGAAGAAAUGGAAAAACAACUACAAUCAUUUUUUGAGAAGGUAGAACAGAAAAUUGCGAGAAACAAUUGCGGAUGUUAUACAUAUGGGGAUUUCAAAAAAUCAUACAUGUACGAGCUUCUGCAGGAGGAAUCAGCUAUGAUAGACAUAGAAGAAACAUUUGUAAAGGUAGAAAGAUUGCCUCUAGUACAAGUUGGAGAACAAACCAGAUUGGAAACCAAUUUAAAGUCAACUUGUUCCAUUUUAUAA
Molecule: messenger RNA, 810 nt
Organism: Saccostrea cuccullata (small rock oyster)
Lineage: Eukaryota; Metazoa; Mollusca; Bivalvia; Ostreida; Ostreidae
Product: GTPase IMAP family member 7-like
Exons: 2
Coding region: 1-810 (269 amino acids)
Molecular function (GO): GTP binding
Source: RefSeq, a predicted model, not a curated record